CACAUCAGCUCCAGCAGCGGGUCUUCCCCCAACCCCGAACCCGUCCGUGCAGCGUCGGCAGAAAGCAGAGUCGGCGAGCGCCAGGCCCAACAGGCAUCGGUGGGUCGUCAACGUCGGCACGCGGCGCCCCAUGGCGCGGGCGGCCGGCGGAGGCGGCGGUAGCACGACGUCUUCCGACGACGGGGGCUGCAUGUGGCUGCGUCGUCGUCGGCGGGCCGGCUGAGCGCGGGGGGCCAUGCAGCGGGCGCUGCGCAUGAACGAUGCACAGCUGCUGUCGCUGUCCGAGAAGGCGCUGCACGACAACUGCCUGCGUGGCUACCUCUGCAAGCGCACGGCGGACAGCGCACGCUGGCAGCUCCGCUGGUUCGUGCUCUACCAGAACCUGCUAUUCUACUUCGAGAACGACACGACGACCCGGCCGUCGGGCGUGCUCUUCCUCGAGGGCUCCUACUGCGAGCGCCUGCUCACGCCCGUCACCGGCGGCAAGAACACGGGCAGCACUCAGUACGGUUUCACAAUCAGCUACCGCAAGGAAGGUGCCAGGCAAUACGAGCUGAAAGCCGAAACUGAGGCCGAGUGCAACAACUGGGUGCAUGCCAUCGACUGUGCAAGUUUCAGCAAGAUGCUACUUCAGAAGGAAGAGCUGGAGCAGAAGCACCUCCACCUGGUGCAGAUCGUGGAGAGCGAGAAGACAGCCAAGUGGCAGUACACUCAGCAGUGCGAGGAGCUCACCGUCGAGAUCAAGAAGCUGCGCGCCGAGCUGUGCGCGCUGAAGAAAGAAUGGAGACUCACGCCACACCGAAGCGAAGACGAAGACAGCGAAGAAAUCAAAAAGAUCAAAAAAGUGCAGAGCUUUUUCCGGGGCUGGCUCUGCCGCCGUCGCUGGAAGCAAAUAGUCGCGGAGUACAUCAGCUCACCACACGCCGAGAACAUGCGUAAGCGGAACAGCCUGGUGUUCCGGAUGGUGGAGGCAGAAGAAGAGUACGUGGAGCAGCUUCAGCUGCUGGUGUCAUGCUUCCUAAGGCCAUUUAAGAUGGCGGCAAGUUCUCAGAAACCUCCCUGCACACAUGACGAAGUCAACUCUAUAUUCCUGAACAGUGAGACGCUCAUGUUUCUUCACCAAAUCUUCCUCAAGGGUCUCACAGCCAGAAUGGAGAGCUGGCCGACGUUGGUCCUGGGUACAGGAGAUCUGUUCGACAUGCUCCUUCCGAUGCUGACCAUCUACCAAGAGUACGUCCGCAACCACCACUACAGCCUCCAGGUUUUGGCCGAGUGCAAGCAGCGCGACAAGUUCGCCGCCAUACUGCAGCGACUCGAGGAGAAGACCGUGCUCCAGGGCAGGACCCUGGAGACAUUCCUCACUUACCCCAUGCACCAGGUGCCUCGCUACAUCAUUACGCUGCACGAGCUGCUGGCCCACACACCACACAACCACGUUGAACGCAGGAGCCUGGAGACGGCACGGACCAAGCUCGAGGAACUGUCACGCCAAAUGCACGACGAAGUGAGCGAAACAGAGAACAUCCGUAAGAACUUGGCCAUAGAAAGGAUGAUCAUAGGAGGCUGUGACAUCCUCUUGGACGUCAACCAAGUGUUCGUCAGGCAAGGCAACGUGAUCCACGUGGUGGGGUCGGACAAGGCCAAGUCCCAGCGAUCGCGCAUCCCAAACCUUAAAGGAGAGAAGGAAGUAGUGCGUCAGUGCUACCUCUUCACGAAUCACAUGCUCCUCUGCAACCGAACCUCGGCCGGCAAGCUACAUCUGGUCGAGAGCGUGGGCAAAAUUCCCCUGGCGGAUGCCACCCUCAUCGAAGACCCCAACGAUCAGUUCCAGUUCAUCGUGGACGAUGGUGAGGGCUCGGUGAGUUCGGUAUCGAGCCUCACGAGCGGACUAGGCAGCAGCGGCGACUCCACCGCCACGUCAACGGCGGCAUCUGGCGGUGGGUCGGGGCAACAGAAGGACUAUGGCGGUCUCGACUUCAAGAUCAUCGUCGACUUCAAGACCGCGCCGCCGGUGACGGUGCAGCUAGUCGCUCCCACCAUGCAGGAGAAGGCGGCCUGGACGAGCGACAUUAGCCAGUGCAUCGAUAAUGUGCAUUUCAACGACCUCUUCCACGGCACGAUGAGCGACGCUUCGUCGGUCACGAUGCCACAUUCCAUCAGGAACGACCCCAGGCUGUUCAAGGACGACGUGGACAUCCGAUUCAGUCGUACACUCAACUCCUGCAAGCUGCCCCAGAUCCGUUAUGCGAGUCCCGAGCGCCUUUUCGAGCGCCUGACGGACCUGCGCUUCCUGAGCAUCGACUUCCUGAAUACGUUCCUGCUCACCUACCGAGUCUUCACCGACGGUGUCAAAGUGCUGGAGGCGCUCAAGAAGGUCCACUACAAUCCGGACCUGCAGAUCAACGCGAUGGGCGCCGCGCUUCAGGACUCAACCGGGUCCUUGGACGCAGUCGGUGUCGAUGGCGGCGGCCCUUCCGGGGGGGCCGCUGCUGGUCAGGCGGGCGCCGCGACGGCCGGCGCGCCAGGCGCCGCGCCAGACCGGGACAUGGGAAUGCUGGUGGUGGAGUACGACUACUCGCGGCGCAUCAGCACGACCAGCAUGCUCUCGGAGGCAGGCGACGCUCAGCCGGGGCACAGUGGCCCCGACCACAUGCAGCAAGUCGUGCAGCAGGUCUCGCGAAGCCAGCAGCACUGGAGACUCAGCUACCGAAAGUUCGAAGAGGAGCAGCUGAAAGAGCAAACGCUGAAGCGGAUCCGCGAGGUCGUGUCGCCCAGCCCGGAGCCCAUCCUGCCGCCUCCCCCGCCCACCCCCGAGCCGGCCACGGGCGGCCUGGUUCACACGUUGCCGGCGCCCGUACCACUACAAGGGGCCACGCUGGCUCCGCCCGAAGACGUCGGCUUCUUCGGCCAGCUCAUGCACCUGCACGAGACCAGCGUGGUCGCCGCGGCCACCGCAGUCGGAAUGCCCGUGAGCCUGACGGGCACCAACGGCGGCCCCUCGGCGAGCCAGCAGGAGCAGCCGCGGCUCGAGGCGCCGAAGGCUUCUCUUUCGUCGGACACGCUGAGUGCCGACGCUAGUUGCCCAUCGACACCCGGAAACCUCAGCUCGACGGCGUCCACAGCCACGCUCGUUGGCAGCGUGGGAAGCAACGAGUCCCCUAAGCCCAGUCCCAGCCGGAAGAAUGCGCCCGUUCGGCUUCCGACGCAAGACAGCGUGCAGAGCGCCCACGACGACACCCCACCCCCGACGCCCCCAGCAGCUGCGACGACAGCCCCGCCGGUGAUGCAACCCGUGGUGCCGCCGACUCCGCCGCCCUCGGCGGCGACAGUCGCGGCGGCAGUGUGCACGGGUUCGCCGGCCCGCGCCGCGCCGCAGCAGCCCCCGACCGAUGUCCGACCUGCGGCCCGGGGGCUGCCGCCGCCAAUGACCUCGAGCCAGUCCGCGCCUAACGUCAUGAACUACCUGCGUGUGCGCGGCGCCCAGGGCAAGCGGGGCAGCAGCGACACGGAGAGCUCGAGCGUCUCGGUGACGCCUCGCUCGAGCUUCCAGACCGAGUCGACGAUCCUGUCGACGCCCCGGUCCAGCUUCCAGUACCCCGACUCGCCGCAGCACAGCAGCAAGGCGGGCGUCGUGGUCACCUCGUCCCGGGCCUCUACGCGACGUUCGUCGACGGCCAGCGCGGCCGCCGCGUUUGCCGUGGCCACCGCGGGCUCCUCGAAUCCUCCGGAGCCGCUCGUGGCCGCGGCUGCCGCCGCAGCGGGCGGAGGCGCCGUGCCGCCGGGAUCGCAACCGGCCAGCAGGGCCGGCAGCCGCCUGCCCAGUGCGGUCGGUGCCGACCUCAAGAUACCCGGAGCAGCUGGCGGGGCCGCCGUGGGCCCUGGACCGGCAGCUCUGCGCGCCAAGCGGGAAUCAAUGAUCAGCACCGCGGCCACCAUGCGAGUGCUCAACGUACUCCGCCAUUGGGUCUCCAAACACUCCCAGGACUUUGAGAACGACCCGAAGCUGCUGCAGAUGACAACCGAGUUCCUGGAGGAGCUGGCUCACAACUCCAACCUCCUUCCGGCUGAACACAAGGCGGCCGCCCAGCUCUUGCACAUGAUCUCCAAGCAAGAUCAGGACAAGACGAAAGUAGACCUCGACAUCCUCUUGGCUCCUCAUAUGACACCAAGUAAAGAGACAGUGGAGUCCUUGUCGGCACUUGAGAUCGCCGAAGGCAUGACCUACCUCGACCACAAGAUAUUCAUAGCUAUACGCAGCGAGGAGUUUCUAGGUCAAGCCUGGAUGAAGCCUGAGAAGGCAACCAAGGCUCCUCAUAUUCUUCUUAUGACAAGAAGGUUCAAUGAUGUGAGUCGUUUGGUGGUGUCGGAAAUUAUGCGCUGUCCGGAGAUGUCCAAGCGAGUGACCAUCAUUGACAAGUGGUCCGCCGUCGCCGACAUCUGCCGCUGCCUGCACAAUUUCAACGGUGUGCUCCAAAUCUGCGCGGCCUUCAUGAACAGCUCGGUGUUCCGCCUCAAGAAAACCUGGGAGAAGGUCUCAAAGACGACGAAGCAGACGAUCGACAAGCUGCAGGCAUUGGUGUCGGCUGACGGGAGGUUCCGCAACAUGCGUGACGCUCUUCACCGCUGCGACCCACCCUGCAUUCCGUACCUGGGCUUGUACCUCACCGACCUCUCCUUCAUCGAGGAGGGCACGCCAAACUUCACAGAGGAAGGACUGCUCAACUUCUCCAAGAUGAGAAUGAUUGCUCAUGUGAUCCGGGAGAUUCGCCAUUUCCAGCAGACUCCGUACAAGAUUGAGAUGAUUCCUAAGGUGUUCAACUACCUGCUGGACCCAGGGCGGCUGAUGCCCGAUGAAGAGCUGUACCGGCUGAGCCUGUGCCUGGAGCCACGACUGUCCCGGCUCGGCACCAAGGUCACGGCGUCCCCGUUUACCCCGUCCUAUGCCUCUACCACCACGCCAUCCUCGUGAGCACCCCUCACCACCACCCCAUUCACCACCUGGGACCCACUGCCCCCACCCUAGAAUCACCGUGCACCAUCCCCGAGCAGGACUGCUCCCGACAGGCGCACCGCAGCACAAACGAGACUACCUGCAGGGGUCUGGUCAGUGGAGCCCAGAAGACUUCGCGCACCGCCCGAAACUGCACCAGUCAAGUUCCACGUGCCUCCUUCCAGAAGCAAGCCUGACACUGCCCUACCCCUGGAGAGAGAUGCAAUCCAAGAGGUUCAGACAUCCACAAGAAAGCACUGUGUGACCAGCCUAGACGCGUGGGUCCAUUACAUGUAACUAUACUGCACAUAUCCACAGCACCUUAUCCCUCUGACCGGCAACGGUUGUCGCACAAGAGCCCUGUUUAAUGCGCCCUGGUGCGCAAGUGUGACUACGUUAUUCUUGCAUGCUUUACCGUACAUUGUCAACCAACUCUUAUAUGAUCCACAGCAUGGAAUCGAUGGAAAUGGCUGAGGUCAAUAGCAACAAACAGCCACUGUUUCGAGGCCAGCAGCAGUCAGAGCUUGGAGCACAUUUAUGUGCUUGCUGACUUAGCCAAUGUAGCACACAGGAUAAAUGCUAUGCGAAAUUCAAGCAGUCAUAUUGUGCAAGAGGGUCUUGUUCACCCAAGCCAUCGCUUCUAGCAACUCUCAAACACUUGAGAUUUUUUGCUAUGCUGCUGUGGCUGUCCUUUGCAUAGACCUGUCUCAGCAUUAGGGGCAACAGUCAAAAGCUUCGUUCUGUAGUCACUAUUUGCUGGAGGUCCCACAUAAAAUGCACCGAGAUUUAACAAUUGAAACAUGUUUUCAGAGAAAGAAUUGCAAACCCAUGAUAUACUGUCAGGCUUGUAACUACUUUCUUGAAGUGGUCAUGACCUGCAAUUAGCUGAAAUCGCCUCGUUAUAUAAAUAUUGCUAAUGCUGCAGUUUGUGAAAAUGUCCCGUCAGCUUUCUGGUGUUUGGAAUUCUGAGCUAUGCUAAUGGCUUUCAUUAUGGUAAUAAUCACCCCAACAGGAGGCACUGCCUGUGUGCAAAUGAGCCAACAAAACUGGUGGCCAACGUUAAUCGAUGCUCAUUUAACACUCAAAAAGUGAAACGAGAACCAGGAAGAAGUGUAGGUGCUAGCAAGAGCACAUAGACAAAGCACUGGCUAGCAACCAUUUGCUUACAUUUAGAUGAGGUUUUGCUUUGUCUCUGUUGGCACCUGCAGAAUUGAAUGAGCAUGCGCAAGAUUGCCCUACUGAAAUUCUAUAUCUUGUGCAGUUUCCUAACAGCCGAGAGAAAGCUCUGUAUGACCAGCUUAGACAAGUGGGCCCAAUAUGUGUAACUAUACUAUGCUUAUCCACCACAAGGCAACAAAUUGACAUUAGAAAUCAUGUCACGUGUCUCUUUAAGGAGUUAAAAGUUUUCUAAAUUUCAACACAGAAACAUUACAGAAAUACUUAUCAAGGUAAAUGAAAGUGGUAGAUUAUAAAGAGACGGAAAGGAUGUCUAGAAAGAAGAGUGGUUAACCAGAGGUAGUUCUGGUUGGUUGGCUACCUUGAACAGGGGGAAGGUGAUAGAAAAAGAGAGUUACAGGAACACAAAGUAAAACUGCUUAAACAAAAAUGCAGCGGUAGCAUUCCCAAAGUCUAUCAUAUGUAACCAACUAGAGCAAUGCCAGAUAUAGCCUUCUGCGUGGAGUUCUGAACAUUCCUGUGUCCGUGAGGCAAGUGAUGUGCGCAGUGCUCGAUAGACUGGACAGCUGUCCACUAUAAAAAAAAUCUAGGAGGGUGCACCCGAAGUGGUAGACUAUAGAGAGAGAGAGCAAGGAGAGGAAAGGCAGGGAGGCCAACCAGAAGAGCGUCCGGUUUGGUACCCUGCACUAGACUAUAGGUUUCUGAAAUGCCAAGCAGGUGACUUUUACCAAGAAGAAAUGAUGCUAAUGAGAGAGGGUGGAGACGUGACUUAGGUACUCCGACAGCAGCUUCCCUUGACAUCACGUAAUUUGGUCGUGGCAUGGUUGAUUGCUUAUUAAGAAAAUAUGAUUACUAAAGGAGGGCAAAUCUGACUUUUCUACACUUUACCCACACAAAAGGGGCUUAAUCAUGCAAGGAUCCUGAAAGUACCACAUUACCCAAUAUUAAUCAGAACUGCAGUUUUGACACGAUAUUCAAAAGGUAAGUUUUUCUGUCAAUCUCUCCACGAAUUAGCUACCUUUCCUUUUUGUUUUCGCCAAAUAAAUGCGAGGAAGUUCUGAUAGGGUGUUUCUAACUUAGUGCUUCAGUAUAAUGUUCCUUCAAUAUCUACAUAACAGGAUCAUUAACAAAAAAACACAAUUCAAUUCUUAAAGUCUGGUGCAUUUUAUGUAGACCAAACCAAACACAGGUUGGAGUAAUCUUAGCAGACAUCAAAUAUUGCCAGAAGUGAGCACUCUUGAAAAUUUUAAUGGGAGCUUGUAAUAUGAAGGCAGAGUGGGUUACCACAUGUUGCUAUGACCAUUUGCACUUUGGAAUUACAGGUCUCUAGAAAUCUCUGCAGAGUUGAGUGCACAUAGAGAAAUAACAUGAGCGAAGCAAGAAGUGCACAUAGAACUUCUACCAGCAACUAUAAAUGCACACAUAGAAAACCAAGCUUAUUGUGUGAGUCAACUGUAGUGAAUUAGCAUAUUCACUACAGUUGGUUCACACAAAAAGUAUCGCAAAUCAAACCACAAAUAUUGUGAUUAUCUUAUUAAGUCCAAGGUGUGAAAAAAAAAAAAAAAAAGGAGUUUGGUCUCUUAAGUAACAGUGGUGCAUCUGUUUCAAAAAAAAAGAAAGGCUGGCUGGCUGGCUGUCUUCGGCCAAAAUGAAACAAAAUUAGGAACCCAAGAUUAUGGCAUCUGAUAAGUUUCAUGGCAUCCUUAGCUUUACUCUUGAAUGCACCCCCACAACUGCAACCACAACACAACAUUAAACAAUUUCAGUACAGCUGAGGACAAAUCUUUAACUCAUGACUGUUAUUAUCUAAAACAAAAAUCAGAUGUGUACUACAUGCACUUGUGCAAGCUACCCACUAUUCUCAAAUUUGGAAGAUUGUGACUGCACAAAUAAUCUCCCUCCAGACUGGACAACCAUAGUCAUUGUGAGCUUUGGGGCUUGUAGCACAUCAUGGUUUUCGAUGUGCUCUAGAUACAAGAAAAUGAAAGGUCCUCCUCUCAGAGAUAUGAUGCAAUUAAGCUAAUAACAUGCACAAUAUAUCAAGCUCACAAACAGGUACUUUCACUCUGCAUGCAAAAUUCCACAAUUACAAUUUAACUAGUGUUGUCAAAUUUCAAUUUCAAUUUCAUGAGUGAUAAAAUAUGUCGAAGCCUUUUAACGCACUGCACAAUGUGUAACAAUUAAAUAGCAUGAAUGCACUGCAUUAGAUAAAAAGACUGCACUGCAUUAUCCCCGCACAAUUCUGCUGCUUUUGAAACCAGUACUUAGGAUCAGCACCUUGAAAAUGCCACCAAAAAGCUAAGAACUCCUUUACAAUCAAGUCAGUCUUUGUGCGGAGAGAUGCAGCUAUGACAAGAGACAAAGCAGCUGUACUUUCCAGUAUCCUUUGUCAUGUUCCUCGCAAUAUUUUAUUAACAUGCAAGCUCCACACUAAUACGAUCUCGCAUGUUCCAUGCAGUGUGCUGUACAAGGAUUUGAGUACCUUAAUGUCUGCAUUUACUGCAUGUUGCACUGACAUAAAUGACAUUGUGGGCAACCUGGAGAAAGUAUACACAGAAAUGUAUAUGCUAUAUAUAAAACUGUUGUUUGUUGAGACAUCUUGCAAAGUAUAUGUGCGUGUUGGCAUGCUUUAGUGAGGCAGUGAAUCUUCAUUGUGUCCUUCCUUGAAAGCACCACUGCUUUAACCGAGCUCCCACACUGCGAGCAAUGGUAUCACAAACUCUGUUUCCAAGUUUCCAACAAAAAGAAUUAGCACAGUCUACGUGCAGCCAUAGCUGUUGUUCCCAGCAACCUCCUCCAGUGACAUGAAUCUAUCUGUGCACUGCAAGAUAUAUCUAGUGUUGAUUGUUAAUGACACAAGACUACAUUCAACCGUAACAGGAUAACUUUGGGGGCCCAUGCAGUGAUGAAGGAUGAGUUUUGCUUUGGCAAGGAAGCCAGGAAAAGGCUAGGGAGAAAACUUGCAGAAAGGGCUGUAGUAGAAAAGAAGAGCUUCGCACUACACUGUAUCCUGCAUGUGUGGUGCUCUACUAUCUUUUCUUUCUGGGCCAUGGCUCAACACUUCUCAGUAGCAUGUAAAGAGAGAAGAAAGAAAAAAGGCUACCACCAACACACAUAUAUACACACAUACACACACACACACACAUUCUCACACUUCCACAACGAUAGGGCAUAAAUCAAAGUGGUAUAGGCGUCCACGCAACCGUUGCGCCACGCAGCAUUGCUACUGCGCCACAAGCACGCAGACACAACGGCUAUUGGUGCAACUCAAGGAGCUGCCAAUGCAGCACUGAAAGGCUACGAUUUCCCUAGAUGACGCCAAGGCCUAGAUGCUUGAGCCUUCUACUGCAGAGAUUGGAAUGGAAGCUAGCUCAAAACUGUGUCCGCACCAAAAUGGGAUCAGGUACUAAGCAGUAUGACCCAGUAAAACCACCAGUCAUGACCAAACAUUUUAUGUGUUGAUUCAGCUGUUGCAAAUAUAAACUUUCUUACCCAACAUACUGUCAUGUUUAGUAAAACGCUUCCCAAACACAUUUCAGAAUGUAUUUUAUUGGACACUGUUGUUCAGCACCAAGGUGCACUCAGUAAAAUGUUGGAUCUGUUUACCAAGACUGGGUCACGCCACUUGGCACCCGUGCUGUUUCCGAUCGUUCAGAUUUUUGUGCAGAUACAAUAGGGGUGAUCGGGCUGCUGUUGAUGGCACACUGUUGCCAUGAAGUUAAGGCUCUGCUACAUGUAUAUAUUCCACAAAUACUGUUAUCCCUGUUACAUUUUUUUCCUGUUUCGUAGCUUCUGAACUUGCUCAGAAGUGAGACGCGAUUUUCUCCUGUGAGCGGUGACUGUCCGAUUUCCCAACAUUCCGUGGAAAUGCAAUUUUGUGGGAUGAAUGUGACAUUGUCUGUUGCUGUAUAUCUGGGCAUCCCUGUACAUAUGUGAAACUUGCACAUCUCACCAUCCUCUUUUUCUUUGGCAUUGCUCAACCACGACACGAGAAUUCUCGAAAACACAGCGUUGAAACUAGGAUUGGUUUCGCGUCACCACCGUGGAAGAUGGUGCCUUCUGAGAAGCACUGAGAUGUUAUGCAGCGUACCAAAGUCUAGUUUCCGCACAUGCUCGCUGGAUGUACUCAAUAAACAUAAUCGAAAUAUAGCUCUGUUAAGAGGGUGGUUAGGCUUCUCAUCUUUGCUGUUGAACAUUUCAAAUAUUUUUUGUUACCAAUACCGUAUUGUUGCCACUGGUGGUGUCCCAGUGUUGGGUUUCAUGCGCCGUGCAAUUCAUGGUGGUCAUCAUAUCAGCAGAGUGUUAAGGUGUGUUACUGUUGAAAAGAGGUUACUUCAUGUUGAUACCCAGAUGAGGCAAGAACGAUAUAAUAAUAUAUAACUUCAUGAUGAUUGCAACUCCACUGGUUCUACUACACACGUUGACACAAGCACAUUCAAGGAUACCUAGUUGUUUAAGUACUACUGCUGCCCAUGAGAAAGGGCAGGUAAGACCGCAUAUAUCUGUUUGUUCUCAGCUCAUUCUACUUGGUGGAAAUAUCUACUGAAACACGAACCGUGAUCAGAGUACUAGCCAGAAAACAAUAAUAAAAGACGGAAUCCUUAAACAAAUACUUGGCCCAAAUAUUAAAGGUCAAUUGCAACGAAAUUUCGCUUUUUCUAAAUUGGUGAUAGGCGAAUAGUAUAGUAUACUACUAACACAAUUUUGGCAACGUUGCAGGGCUGGUAAUAGUCUAAUUUCUUAUUAGCAGCCCUUGAAUAGCACCUAAGCAGACAACGCGUGCACUUGGUGGUUAGCAGAUACGAUGUAAAUCACGGCAGGUGGCAACCUUUUCAGUGCACUGUGGGCAGCCGCUGGCCCAGCCUAAUUUUGGCGGUAAUGCUGAGGAAUCGCACUGGCUUAAGGUGUUGGGUCAUGCAUAAUUUGUGGCAAGCAGUACUAAUGGUGUUUUUCCUUUCUUUUUCUUUCAGUUUCAGUAUCGAAAACGUCCACUUUUGCUGGCUUUUCCGUGUCGCAUCCACUUGUAUUUCAAACAAAAUCUUGCACAGAGGCAACUCUAUACCUACACUAUCUGAAACUAGGCCUUAUAUGUAGCUCAACAUUUUACUGCAGUUGGCUUUUAAGUGCAGGUAAAAACAUUGCUUUUUGACGCAUUCCAUAUGUUGUCUGACUUGUUCGCGAAUGACACACGUCAUGACACAAGUGUGCCGAUGAAAUUAUUUUGCUGCACAACCAAUUAGCUAGGCUUUCCAGGGGGAAUGCAAAAGCAUCCAUGAGAACAGGUAGCAUCAAUAAGGGUGGGUUGAAUUGCUCGCUGCAGCAGCCGUAUUUUCAUGGGGGCAAAAUUAAGAAACAGCUAGUGUAUUUAGAUUUAGAUGCGCCUUAAAGAAUUCCAAUUGGUCCAAAUUAACCUGUACCCCUACACUACAAGGUCCCUUAUAGCCCACUGUGCAGCCUCAAGAGCCCAACAAGUUAAAUUAAACUAGAGUGUGCGCUCUUUCAGUGCCACCUUGUGAACUUGAUGCAGACGACUUGUCUCCCAUGGUGUUUGAGGUAGUUCUGUGCUGUUUAUCACAUGCCUCUGAACAGUGUGUUGGCUUCUGGUCAAGAAGCAUGCUACAUGUUUUAGAGCAGGAACAUUAACUAAGCCUGAAACGGAACACAAAAUAGACUUGACCUUCUUGAUGUUCAUGCACGGUGUAAUAUUUUAAACCCAGCAGCAUUCUCUUCACUUAUUUUUCAGUCAUUUCAGGAACUGCUCUGGUGAUUUCAAGUGUUUGACUUAUGCAUGUUCAUGGCUAUUUAAUGACUAUUAGUGUGUCUUCAAAACCAUAACAUGCACAAAGCUUUGAACACAUAAUGGCUCCCUUUACAUGCACAAAAGUGCAAGGUUCCUGAUAUACCAUAGCUUGGGACAACAAUUGGCCAAAUUAUUAGUUCUUAGAUACAACAGUUUCAAUAACUUAAUGUAGGUAAACAAAUACAACUGAAAGGGUUGUAGCCAUCAACAGAGGAAGCUGUAAGCAGCAGCAGCAUCUUGAAACACAGUUAUCUUGGUUGUGCUUUCUGCGCGAUUUCAAUAGGGCACAAAGUUUUUUAGAAGCCCGGACUCGCGAUCACUCGCGCAUGCUGAAAGUAACAGCGGCUGCGCGCAACGCGGCAAUGACUUAAAAGGACGCGCAAAGUUAUUUGUGCCACUAAGCUCCUUCUUGCUUGCAUACCAUUUGCAAUCUUUGCAGGAAAAUAAAAAAAUAAUUGCUUCAGCAUAAUCAUUAUUGUUUUUCCAUGCAAUAGUCUCACUCAACUUUCCAGCCCCAUAUACAUUCAGCAUUAGCAUGAUCACUGAGAACUGUUUACUCGGUGCCUGCUAUUUACUAUUAUAAACUCGCACAGGUUUACCAAAGAGUCAGUUGAAAGAACCUUAGGCUUUCAACCACUUAAAGUAAACUACGCUACUCUUCAGAGCUCAGUGCAAGUUAUGAGCAGCAACCUAUUGUAUGCAUGUGUCAUUAAAAUGAAACAGUCACUUGUCCACAAAAAAGCCCACAACUUGGUUUCUGCACCAUUCCAUGUUUCUAGGAAGGCAUAUCAAGGUGAGCACUAGCUGUUCAACCGGGCUCCUAUUAUUUACAGUGCUUAUAUGGCAUGCAUGAUAGCCGCAGAUAAAAGCGCAGAUGACAUACAAAAAAAGAAGAGCGAAACAACUGUACAGAUUACAUUAACAGCCCACCCUCCCUCCCUUUUACACCUAUAGCCUACAUCCACUAGUGUACCACACAUCAUGCCAAAAUGCAGCAUUUUAAUUUUAAAAAGUAAAAAAAAAACAGGGACGUCACUGUUUCGUACGUCUGCUUGUGGAACACCACCUCACUCACCCUCGUGUGACCGUUGCGAUACUCAUGUAGCUAGAAUGCUUCGAAAAGCUCACAACCUAACAGGCCAGUUGGCCAAUAGCUGUAGACGCUUCCUGCAAGAGAUAAAUGGGCUUGGGGGAGGAAGCUUUUGAUGUUUUUCUCCUCCGAGAUGCCGAGAAAGGGUAAAAAAAUGUGGGGAGAGGCAAGGGGACGGAGAAGGCACCACACGAAAGUACUACAUACACGCAGACACGUGUACACAAGCGAGCUGCAGUGUAACAUAAAAUGUAGACAGACUACAACUAACGAACGCGAUCAAGCAGCAGAUGCUUUUUUUUUUCCUUCUCCUUGCUCCACUUUUGAUGGCCUCCCCAUCCACAUCAAGGCGUGUCCAUUUCCCAAAAGCAUGUUUUUUGAAGAGAAAUAAACACUCUCACAUUUCCCACCACUUCUUUUAUGUGUACAUUGUCAGAAACUGUAUUUACUGUCAAGUGGUGGUUGAAAAGCCUCUGUGCAUUUCGAGAAUGUAUAUGUACCUACUUUUCAUGUCGUUUCAUUUUCCAUUUUCUUUUCUCAUGACAUGACCUGUCAUAGCACUUACAUUGUCUGUACCUAUAGCAUUGCCAUCCAUGACCUCUUCUUUUAUGUUCAUUUCUGAAGUCUGGUUCUAGCACUGUUUUUGAUACUUGAGUGCAUUUUCGGGUGAUUUUGUGACAUCUGUGCUACCCUAUGUCCUUUUGCCCUACAUUUUGUCUUUCACUUGUAACAAUGAAAAAAAAAUUGCCUAUCUCUAAAGUGUGUUGAUAUCACAGCCAUGCCCACCUCAGUACAAAACCUACUUACUCUCCCUUUCAUCAUAAUAGAGCCUGCAUAUUUCCAGCUUGCCUACAUACAGCUAACACUGUUUGAAAAAUUAGAACUUCACAUGAUGAAAAGGUACAUUUUACAAUGAAAACUUAUUUCCCUGAGACCAUCAUCUAUAUAUAAGAUAGCACAUUCGAAAUUUAAUUAUCAACAUAAAAACAUCAGCAGUGACUUCUAUUUUAUCAUGUUUUCCUUAAAAAAAAUUUUGUAAUAAUAAAACACGAAUUAUUUUACGUCCACUCUUUUGGCACUGUUCACAGGUGCACCUGAUUGAAAUCCACUUGCAUCAUGUCAAAGAUUACAGCUAUCAUGUGCAACAGCCUCUACAGCAGAGUUGUAACAAAGAGUGCUUCACACCUCUGCUUGAGUAUCAGUGUAGCUGUUGAACAAGCUGGUAUAUCAUAAGAAACCUCCUGUACAUUCCAUGCAACUUGUCCUUUUAAAAAACAUUUCCUUGCACAGGUUUUGUUGUUGUCCCGUGACAAUCACACCAAUACUAGUUGAAAUGCUGUUCGUGUUUCUUGAUUGUUUGCCCUCUAAUUUUUUAUUUUUUUUUUUUUUUGCAUUUACUUAAAAUACUGAGUCGGGUUUGAUCCUGUUGACUGUCCUGAAUGAAAAAUGCAUAACGAAAUGCACACUGUUCAUCGUUAUCUCCUCCUCUUUCCAUGACUGUACAUUCCACCGUCAAGUCCACGCCUUGAAAAGUAAAACUACUUUACUUCAGCUGACACUGUGUUGCUUUUCUUGCAAAAUUCCCACAACUGGCUGCGCAGUGCCACUGCUUACAUGCAAAGUCCACUUGAUGAUGGUGAACACAACUACAAUGUGGUAGCAUUCUAUAUGCGAGCACAAACACAACUAGACUAGGAGCAUGCGAGCAGAGUGCAAAGGUGAUUCUAGUCAUCUGUAGUGAUGCUAUUUCUUACAAACUCGUUUGGCCUUGUAAAAUUUCUGCUGCCAUUUGCUUCCCAUGGUCACACUUAUGUACCAAAGCAAACUUGCAGCACCAGCAAACAUAUACAAGCUAAUUACUUCAAAAAGAUAAGUCUAAACAAAGAAACUAAAGAAAGCAUAACUGCGAGUCGGCCUAGUUGGAACAGAUUAAUUUUUAAAACUUUUUGUGCGCAAACAAACAAGGACGAAGAAAAGGAGUAACACAAGGACGAGCACUUUCUAACAACUGGUUUUAUUUUCAAAGAACCACCUGCUUAAAUACCCACAGAUCUGCAUGAUCCAGUCAAUAGAACACGUCAACAGCGCAUAUAACAACACUUGUGAUAAAAUGCCGCGUAUCAGCGCUACCCGCGCCGGGUAGCACUAAACAAGUUUUAAUACCUUCCUCAAAGUCUGGCAUCCUUACAAAAUGGAAGUAGGGCAUUACACUUGCAUCGAGCUGCCUGAAGACCACUUAUGAAUAAAUAAUAUAGCACAGUGCCUGCUGCCAGACUCCGCUGUUUGAAGUUUCAUAGCAGCAAAUAGUGCUUUCUUCAAAAGAAAUGGCACUCGGCAGCCCUAAGUGACAUUCAUAUCUUAAAUGGUGUCCCAGGACACACAGGAGGUGCCUCUGUGAGGAAGUACUGCUGUGUGAUCAGACGUGUCCCUAAUGGAUGCCCCUGUGCAUGCCUACUGAUGGUAAAUUCUCAAAAUCCACUAUUUCAUGUGACAAUGUCCAGCACACUAUGUCACUGGGGCAAUACACAUCCAAGACUGGCAUAAUGUGCCAACUCAAGAAUUCUUUCCAUCCCAUCUAAUUGGUUUAAGCAUCAUGGAACAUGAUUUUAUGGGGCAAAUUUAGAUGGGACAGAGCUAGAUACAAAAGACAAACACCUUUCAACAUUUUGUACUGUGUAUUUUGUUCUGUCCAUUCAAAAUUUGUGCCAUAAAAUCAUGUUCCAUAAUACUUGUUCUCAACUAAUCCAUCUUAUUGCUGGGUAGGCAAUUCAGAGGCACUUAAUAUAAGGGGACAGCAUAAGUAAAUAUUUU
This is a messenger RNA of Dermacentor silvarum, 15867 nucleotides long. Its product is annotated as ras-specific guanine nucleotide-releasing factor 2-like. NCBI's taxonomy places the organism in Eukaryota, Metazoa, Arthropoda, Arachnida, Ixodida, Ixodidae. Gene Ontology annotation, molecular function: guanyl-nucleotide exchange factor activity; protein binding. Gene Ontology annotation, cellular component: plasma membrane. Gene Ontology annotation, biological process: Ras protein signal transduction; positive regulation of GTPase activity. The record is from RefSeq and is a predicted model, not a curated record. Bases 236 to 4969 code for a protein of 1577 amino acids. The transcript is spliced from 31 exons.